Trichosporon asahii var. asahii CBS 2479 is the source of this 1029-nucleotide messenger RNA. RefSeq names its product porphobilinogen synthase. Bases 1 to 1029 code for a protein of 342 amino acids. Gene Ontology annotation, molecular function: porphobilinogen synthase activity; zinc ion binding. The record is from RefSeq and is a predicted model, not a curated record. Gene Ontology annotation, cellular component: cytosol. The transcript has 4 exons. Gene Ontology annotation, biological process: heme biosynthetic process. NCBI's taxonomy places the organism in Eukaryota, Fungi, Basidiomycota, Tremellomycetes, Trichosporonales, Trichosporonaceae.
AUGUCGAACACUGACGCAACGCAUGCAGGGGCUUACUCCAGGUCGGUUCUCCACGGCGGGUACCACCACCCGCUCGCUCGCAAGUACCAGAACCAGGGUCGCAAUGUCACAAAGGAUAUGUUCAUGUACCCUAUCUUCAUUUCUGAUGACCCGGAUGCCGAGGAGGUUAUUUCUUCUCUGCCUGGUCAGAAGCGAUGGGGUGUUAACAAGCUUGAAGGGUUCCUGGGGCCGCUUGUCAAGAGCGGUUUGAGGAGCGUUAUUCUAUUCGGCGACGAGUUUGGUACUAUUGCCGACACUGAUGACACGCCCGUCAUUCUCGCCCUGAAGAAGCUCACAGAGCUGUUCCCUAAGCUCUUCCUGGCGUGUGAUGUCUGCCUCUGCGAGUACACAUCUCAUGGCCACUGCGGAAUAAUGUCCUCGCUUCCGAACCCCGUUCAUUCCGACCAGCCAACUUUGGAUGCUGAGGCGUCUGCCCAGCGCAUCGCCGAAGUCGCCCUCGCUUACGCCAAGGCCGGCGCGCAUUGUGUCGCUCCCAGCGACAUGAUGGACGGUCGAAUUCGCGCCAUCAAGACGGCACUUAUGGAAAACGGCUACGGCAAUCGCGUCACUCUCAUGUCGUACUCUGCCAAGUUUGCGAGCAGCCUUUACGGUCCAUUCCGUGAGGCGGCGGGCAGUGCUCCGUCGUCUGGUAACCGCAAGUGCUACCAGCUGCCUCCCAAUGCUCGCGGCCUUGCCCGUCGUGCCAUUCGCGAUGCUGCCGAGGGAGCGGAUAUCCUCAUGGUCAAGCCGACGUUGCCCUACCUGGAUAUUGUUUCAGACUGUGCGCAGCUUGAGCCCGACCACCCUGUUGCUGUCUACCAAGUGUCGGGCGAGUACGCAAUGAUUGUUGCCGGAGCCGAAAAGGGUAUCUAUGACCUCAAGCAAAUGGCCUUUGAGACAGUCGAGUCAUUCGUCCGUGCAGGCGCCUCUAUCAUUCUCUCUUACUUUACCCCCGACUUCCUCGUCUGGCUUGAUGAGCCCGAGGAGUAG